Messenger RNA from Chlorocebus sabaeus (green monkey), 1300 nucleotides. NCBI's taxonomy places the organism in Eukaryota, Metazoa, Chordata, Mammalia, Primates, Cercopithecidae. The record is from RefSeq and is a predicted model, not a curated record.
UUUUCCAGUGUGGGGGCCACAGUGAAAAACAAUGAUGGAUUAAUGGUUAAUAAUUAACUGGAGGAGGGCACUCGGUCUUCCAAUUACGUGUUGAUUUGCUAGGUGGCUCAGUGACAAGGUAAUUAAGAUGAAGAAAGCAAAGGUAGGAUGCACAGCGUGGGGUGGACAGUCAGCUGUCAGUGGCUUCUGCUGAGAUGGCCACAGGACUCCAGGUUCCCCUGCCACAACUGGCCACAGGACUGCUGCUCCUCCUCAGUGUCCAGCCCUGGGCUGAGAGUGGGAAGGUGCUGGUGGUGCCCACUGAUGGCAGCCACUGGCUCAGCAUGCGGGAGGCCGUGCGGGAGCUCCAUGCCAGAGGCCACCAGGCGGUGGUCCUCACCCCGGAGGUGAAUAUGCACAUCAAAGAAGAGAACUUUUUCACCCUGACAACCUAUGCCAUUCCAUGGACCCAGGAUGAAUUUGAUCGUCUUGUGCUGGGCCGCACUCAACUGUGCUUUAAAACAGGAUAUUUUCUGAAGAAAUUUUUCAGAAGUAUGGCAAUUUUGAACAAUGUAUCUUUGGUCUUUCAUAGGUCUUGUGUGGAGCUACUGCAUAAUGAGGCCCUGAUAAGGCACCUGAAUGCUACAUCCUUUAAUGUGGUGUUAACAGACCCCGUUAACCUCUGUGGGGUGGUGCUGGCUAAGUACCUGUCGAUUCCUACUGUGUUUUUUUUGAGGUACAUUCCAUGUGAUUUAGACUUUAAGGGCACACAGUGUCCAAACCCUUCCUCCUAUAUUCCUAGAUUACUAACAACCAAUUCAGACCACAUGCCAUUCCUGCAAAGGGUCAAGAACAUGCUCUAUCCUCUGGCCCUGUCCUACAUUUGCCAUGCUGUUUUUGCUCCUUAUGCAAGCCUUGCCUCUGAGCUUUUUCAGAGAGAGGUGUCAGUGGUGGAUCUUCUCAGCCAUGCAUCUGUGUGGCUGUUCCGAGGGGACUUUGUGAUGGACUACCCCAGGCCAAUCAUGCCCAACAUGGUCUUCAUUGGAGGCAUCAACUGUGCCAACAGGAAGCCACUAUCUCAGUUUUUCAAUUUGAACAUAUUCUCUAGAGUUAACUACAUUGCUCAAAUCUUCACUGUCAUCUCAGUGGAGCAGAACAAAUUGGGAACUGUGGUACAGAUCACUCUUGCUAUGCUCCUUAGAGAUUUCCACAUUAACAAGGCUAAUUUUCGAAUGUGGUAAAGAACAGGCUAAUGUAUUUAAUAGUGAAUCCAUUGAUUGUUUUCCAGCAUGAGGUCACACCAGAUUUAACAUGGUUUGGU